UAUCGCCCCUUCCUGAACACCGUUACCUCAGUAUAGCGCUCUUCCCAAAUUCGGUGUGAUACAGGGACGACUUUGUUGUUCGCCUGUCACCUGCCGACUCUGGUCCUGCGCGGGCUUUUGACUGAUACAGCACGGCUCCGUUUAUCAUCAGCUGGGAGAGGAGAGAGGGAGAUAAUCAGCAUGAGCGGUGGGGUGUACGGUGGAGAUGAGGUGGGAGCUCUGGUGUUUGACAUUGGGUCCUUCUCCACCAGGGCAGGUUAUGCAGGGGAGGACUGCCCCAAAGCUGACUUCCCCACCUCAAUGGGCGUCCAGGUGGCGGAGGAGGGCCCAGGUGAGGGGGAGGAGGCGGGGCAAGACAGCUCACCUGGCCGCAGCUUUUACCUGGACACGCCUGCUCUGCACGUCCCCAGGGCUGGGGUGGAGCUGCUCUCGCCACUCAAGAACGGCAUGAUCGAGGACUGGGAGGCGUUCCAGGCCAUAGUGGACCAUGUCUACAGCAAAUACAUCAAAUCGGAACCCAACCUGCACCCUGUACUCAUGUCCGAGGCCCCUUGGAACUCGCGUGUCAAGAGGGAGAAGUUGACAGAGUUGAUGUUUGAGCACUACAACAUACCAGCCUUCUUCCUCUGCAAGACGGCCGUCCUCACAGCCUUUGCCAAUGGACGUGCCACAGGACUGGUGAUUGACAGCGGGGCAACGCACACCACGGCCAUACCAGUGCAUGAUGGGUAUGUUCUGCAGCAAGGCAUUGUAAAGUCCCCCCUGGCUGGAGACUUCAUCACCAUGCAGUGCAGAGAACUCUUCCAGGAGAUGAGCAUCGAGAUCACUCCACCAUACAUGAUCGCAUCCAAGGAGCCAGUCAGAGAGGGUUCCCCCCCUAACUGGACCAAGAAAGAUAAGCUGCCUCCUGUCUCCAAGUCCUGGCACACCUACAUGUGCAACGAGGUGAUCCAAGACUUCCAGGCAUCUGUUCUGCAGGUGUCCGACUCCCCCUACGAUGAGCAGGUAGCAGCUCAGAUGCCAACGCUCCACUACGAGAUGCCCAGUGGCUACACCACCGACUACGGAGCCGAGCGCCUACGCAUACCAGAAGGCCUCUUCGACCCCUCCAACGUCAAGGGUCUUUCAGGGAACACCAUGCUGGGUGUGGGCCAUGUGGUCACUACCAGUAUCGGCAUGUGUGACAUCGACAUCCGCCCCGGUCUGUAUGGCAGUGUGGUGGUAACCGGGGGCAACACCCUACUGCAGGGAUUCACAGAGAGGCUCAACCGAGAACUGUCUCAGAAGGCCCCACCGAGUAUGAGGUUGAAGCUGAUUGCCAGUAACAGCUCAAUAGAGCGCCGCUUCAGCUCCUGGAUAGGAGGCUCCAUACUGGCCUCACUGGGUACGUUCCAGCAGAUGUGGAUCUCUAAGCAGGAGUACGACGAAGGAGGCAAGCAGACCGUGGAAAGAAAAUGUCCUUAAAUGCAUCAAGCAACACACACACACACACACACACGCACACACACACACACACACACACACACACACACACACACACACACACACACACACACACACACACA
This is a messenger RNA of Engraulis encrasicolus (European anchovy), 1565 nucleotides long. RefSeq names its product actin-like 6B (gene actl6b). Lineage: Eukaryota; Metazoa; Chordata; Actinopteri; Clupeiformes; Engraulidae. Gene Ontology annotation, molecular function: chromatin binding. Gene Ontology annotation, cellular component: SWI/SNF complex; NuA4 histone acetyltransferase complex. The coding region runs from base 181 to 1464 and encodes 427 amino acids. Gene Ontology annotation, biological process: regulation of transcription by RNA polymerase II; chromatin remodeling; nervous system development. The record is from RefSeq and is a predicted model, not a curated record. The transcript is spliced from 14 exons.